UUCUGAAUCUGUUCUUUUAAGCUGAAACUGGAACUGGGUCUAGAAGGUCAUUCUCUGCGUGGCUUAAUACGAAAUCUGGUGACUAUGUCUAAGCUAAUUGAACUGAAGCAAGAUGGUGAUUUGGAAAAAUUGUUAGAGGAAAAUAAGACAAAGUUGGUUGUUGUUGAUUUCUUUGCUACUUGGUGCGGCCCAUGUAAAACCAUAGCCCCACUGUUCAAAGAACUGAGUGAGAAGUAUGACGCGGUCUUUGUGAAAGUCGAUGUCGACAAACUUGAAGAGACCGCCAGAUCCCAUAAUAUCUCGGCUAUGCCAACGUUUAUAGCAUUAAAAAAUGGUGAAAAAGUUGGUGAGGUUGUUGGAGCUUCUAUUGCUAAAGUUGAGGAUAUGAUCAAGAAACAUAUUUAGUUUCUGUAUUCUGGUAUUAAUAUACAUUUAAGUAUGCGUUUAUAAAUGUAUAUGUAUGAACGUUUUCAUUUAAAAUAAAUUAUACUCUUAC
Molecule: messenger RNA, 496 nt
Organism: Schistosoma mattheei
Lineage: Eukaryota; Metazoa; Platyhelminthes; Trematoda; Strigeidida; Schistosomatidae
Source: the annotation of a GenBank genome assembly